GCUGCCGCACCCUCACACUCCGCCACCACUGCUGACUCGAACAACACACCCUUCUACACAAGCAUAGCGUGUGACAGAACAUUUCUUAGGAGUUUACUUGUAGCGAACGAAUCCCACUUCAAGGCAGAGACAAGAGGCGGGGCGAGUGCUGAUAUGUAAGCGCAGGGCAGGGUUACUAGUAUGGUGCUGCAAGCCGCACAGCUUCGAAGAAACGAAGCCGUUCGUUUGCUGACGCGAGUUUCCUUGCAGCUGCGAAGCACACCCCGCCUCAGAGGUGGACAACGAUGGUCGCGAUGUACAACAACGACAUGGAGGGAGCACACGGACGCCCUUCUGACGAGGACGUCCCUGAGCACGACGUGCCUCCCUCGGCUCACGUCGCCGAAGACGAAGGACCAGCGAAGAGCGGUGGCCACGGGGCGGCGAUGGCCAGAGCGGAGGAGGAAGUGUCCAAGCAGAACGAGCUCGAUGAAGACCUCAGGAACCCAGCUGACGAAGACUCGACCUCGCACACCGGCACGACGGGGAGCAGCGAGGGCGACGGAACCAGAAAUAGCGCGAGUGGCGACGCCGCCGGUUCCGUCGAGGGCGCUGCCGCAAAAGGGGCGAGCGAAGAAGCGGCCGCGAUUUCUGAAGCCGAGCCCCAGCCGGGACACCCCAGUGAUGACAGUGCGUCUGACGUCACUCUCAGGGGGGCUGAGGACGGCGCAGCGAAGGGGAAUGACGGAGAGGAAAACAAGGAAAACGUUGAUAAUACCCUCAAGGAAACUGACGAGGAGAGUGACACGGAGGACAGCGAGGACGAGGACGCGGCCAGGGACGACGAAGGAGUCGAAUGGCUGCUGAAGAUCGACGACCUAGAGCUGUACAAGAAGGCCAUGAUUCCGGAGCAUUUCUACCUCAGGAUCAGCAGUCCGAAAGUCCUGACCGAGGAACAGCUGCGCCUGGCCCUCGACCGACUCCUCGGGGAACUGAAGUGGCUGCGCCUCGGCUUGAAGCACCGACAGGGCGACUGCUGGAUCUGCUACCUGCCGAAGGCUACGAUGCAGGUUCGGAUCUGCAAUGACGACAGCCUGGGUUACAUCAUGGAGGAACCGCAGCGCUCGCACUACUACCUACAUAACGACCUCCUUUGCACAGUCCACAUCCUUGCCGAUCCUCAAGUGCCCAGAACUUCGCGGGAUAGAAGAAGAGACAAGAAAGCGAAGAACAACAGUGCCGAUAAAGGUGACAGUGCCAGCCUGGACGAUAGAAACCUCACACGUGAUUACAAAUACCUCCUCCUCCUGGCUGGUCCUCCGCCUCUCCUAAACGAAGCUUCCGGCAGACUCAUCAGUGACACCUUUGUAAAACACCUUAAUGAUACCAUAGAAGAGUCUGUUGCACAAGAACCAGUCGUACAAAGCCCCGGUUCCAGCACUGGCAGUGGAGCAGAUGCGAACCUGGACUCUCCCAGUGUGGCUCAAAAUCCCUCUGGUGUGGAUACUCUAAAUAACGCGGGGGGGUUCACUGCUUCUGGAAUUUCCUCCGAAAACGGUAGUUCCAUAGUCUCCGCUGCCUCUGGAGUUUCCGCAGAUAAAGGUAGUUCUGAAGUGUCAGUGAGCACUCCUGGAGUUUCCACUGCUUCCGGAAUUUCCUCUGAUAAAGAUAGUUCUGGAAUGUCUGCGAGUACUCCAGAAGUCUCCGCUGUCUCUGGGGUUUCCUCUGAUAAAGGUAGUUCUGAAAUUUCUGUGAGUACUGGAGUUUCCACUGCUUCCGGAAUUGCUUCUGAAAAGGGUAGUUCUGAAGUUUCUGUGAGUACUGUUGCUGAAAGGCCUAAGGACGGUGUCAGCAAUACUGAAGCCUCCAGUGCGAUUGGUGAGGGUUCCGCUGAUGCUGACAGUAAACAAGAUAAAAAUAGUCCUAGUGAUACUGAAGUUUGCUCAGGUACCGACAGCGUUAAUGUUAGCUUAGAUACCGGCAGUGCUAUGGAUGCUUGCUCAAAUAACGGUGAUAAAAAAGAAAUAUCCUUAGACGAAAUACAGCACAUUAAGACUUUCCUUAGUGAAUUUCAAAAGGAUGUAAAUAACGACGAUUUGAGAUUUGGUGGAGAAAAUGGUGAAGAAAAUGAGGACGACGAUUCGUAUGGGGGUGUUCGUAAAUCACUGGAUUCGUAUGUCAACAAAUGUUUCAUAAACAAGUGUAAAGCAGAACGUGUCAGUUAUUUCAAUGCUUUUGUAGCGUGCGUGAAUGCGGCCGCCGUCAAGCUUUUGGUUGAUGCCGGGCUAGAGUCUGACAGAGAAGUCAUACUUUUCCAUAAAGUGAACGUACGCUUCCCUUGGCCACGCCAGGAAUGGUGGACGGACAGAGACGACGACGGCAACGAUGCCGAUGGCGACGAGGAGGACGACGAGGACGAUUACACGUCGUCUGGCCAAGAAAGGUCAGUUGUCAAGGUGAGCACAGUGCCCAGCUCAUGGCAGACCUUCUUCUGGAAAACAGCUCAAACAGUAAACAGCAAACAGUGGGAAGCAGCAGAAGCCGAGAAGCCUGAAAUGCCAAGGAAGAUCCGACCCCCAAACGAGGAGGAGGUGGGCGAACAAGACGAGGGCCCCUGCGUCGCUGAUAUUCACUUAUCCGUCCCGAACAUAACCGAGACCUUCGAGUUCAGUGCGCAGAGGCAGCUCUUCAAAAUCACAACCAUUAGGAAGCUGACGUUCGUUCACCAAUUCCUCAUGACGUUCAACAUCAACCUUUAUAUUGACACCGAGAGUGGAAAUCUCGGUUUCUACCUCAAUCAUUCUACGGUGUUUAAUUCUAGAGCUAUAAAGAUCAGAUUUGCCGAACUCAUUUUGGCAGUUCUAAAAAGGUCCUUGCAGUUAUGAUCGAAAACUCCCAUAGGCUUCCGUAAAAAGAUACGUAUGUUAAUAUAAGCAGUGUUAGAUAUUGCGUAUAUAAAUACAUCCAAACCAAAGAUAUAUAUAUAUAUAUAUAUACAUAAACUUGUAAUUACUCAAAGUGCCGUGGAACCUGCAAGCAUUUAUUGUGCCUCAGAGGUCUUGGCUGUACACUCGUUCCUUCUUUGCACGUACAUGUAUCUCUCGCAUAAUAACCGUAUGUAUGUGAUAUUUAUGGUGCUAAAACUAUUGUUAAUUGAGUGGUGAUUUUAUGCAGCACUUCACACGGUCUCUCUCUCUCUCUCUCUCUCUCUCUCUCUCUCUCUCUCUCUCUCUCUCUCUCUCUCUCUCUCUCUCUCUCUCUCUCUCUCUCUCUCUCUCUCUCUCUCUCUCUCUCUCGUUUGCUUCCUAUCUCUUGCUUUAUUCUCUUUUAUUAUCUCUCCCUUUCUUUCUCCCUCUCCUCCCCUAGAUAUUUUCUGAAAGAAAUGCAUUUGAUUCCAUCAUCUGCUUUACAUAUGAAUCUUAUUGUUACUUAAUGGCAACUCGGUGAAACCUUGAUCUGAAAUAAUAAUCAUUGAAAUUUAUUUUUAAUACUGUUUAUUUAGGAAUUCUUUUGAGUAUGGAGACGUCACCAAAACUGCUGUUUGUUUUUGUAAAGUUUUUGUAAUGUGACAGUUUACAAUUAAACAAGAAGAAAAUAAAGGAUUUUUUAUGCUA
Messenger RNA from Penaeus vannamei (Pacific white shrimp), 3593 nucleotides. The record is from RefSeq and is a predicted model, not a curated record. NCBI's taxonomy places the organism in Eukaryota, Metazoa, Arthropoda, Malacostraca, Decapoda, Penaeidae.